UUUAAUUGUUCAAGGAAUCACCGUCGUCUUGCUUGAGUCCCCACCUCAAAAACAACACCGACGGUGAGAGAUCCCUAAAACACAAAUUGCAUUUUAUGUAUCCCUAAAUCUCUCUGUUUCCUCCCACACCCUAAAAAUCCCUCUUUUCCCGCUCCUUAAAAAGUUAAAACCCCUUAACAAUCCCCUUUAAUUCAAAACCCUAGAUUCAAUCAAAAUUGCACCGAACAUCCCUAAUUUUCUGCACAAUUUCUACAUUGAUUCACAUUUUUUUUUCUUGCCCUACAGUUAUGGUUGAGAAUCAAAAUGGAAGAAAGUAAAUUGAUGUUUGAUAAUUGCAGCAGAGGAAAUGAGAGCUCCAGCAACAGCAAGCCACCCAACCCUCUUGCUGGAGAUCGCCGUCUAGUAGCUUCUGCCACCAAAAAGUCCCUUGUUCGACACCCUUCUUUGGUGAGAACCAAGUUAUCAGAUGUUCCUCUUGAACCAAGAGCAGCUACAGGUGAUCAUGCAACAGAGUACCUUCCCAUACUUCGCUCAGGUGCUUGGGCUGACAUUGGAUCUCGGUCAAGCAUGGAAGAUGUGUAUGUGUGUGCCGACAUUUUUACGAGCCACCAUAGAUCAACUAGUUCUAACGAAGGGACUCAUGCCUUCUACGGGGUUUUCGAUGGACAUGGAGGAAAACAUGCAGCUGACUUUGCUUGCAACCAUUUACCAAGGUUUAUUGCCGAGGAUGAAGACUUUCCAAGGCAGAUUGAUAGGGCAAUUUCUUCUGCAUUUUUGCAAACUGAUACUGCUUUCGCAGAAGCCUGCACCUUGGAUGCUGAUCUUGCUUCCGGUACCACUGCUUUGGCAGCCCUUGUUAUUGGAAGUUCGCUGGUUGUGGCAAAUGCAGGAGAUUGUAGAGCUGUACUUAGUCGUCGUGGUAAAGCUAUUGAGAUGUCGAGAGAUCACAAACCUGGUUGUUUUGGGGAGAAAGAGCGCAUUGAAGCUUCUGGAGGAUAUGUGUAUGAUGGCUACCUGAAUGGACAACUUAAUGUGGCUCGCGCUUUAGGAGAUUGGCACCUGGAAGGGUUAAAAUCUAUUGAUGGUGGUCCCCUUAGUGGAGAACCUGAACUUAUGAGCACCAGACUUACAGAAGAGGACGAGUUUCUCAUAAUAGGUUGUGAUGGUAUAUGGGAUGUCUUCAUGAGCCAAAAUGCUGUUGACUUUGCUCGUCGAAGACUUCAGGAACACAAUAAUCCAGUGAUGUGCAGCAAAGAUCUCGUUGAUGAAGCUCUGAAAAGAAAGAGUGGGGACAAUUUAUCUGUGGUUGUGGUGUGUUUUCAAAAGCAGCCACCUCCCAACUUGGUUGUUCCGCGCGGAAGGGUGCAUAGGAGCAUUUCUGCAGAAGGUUUAAAAGAGUUGCAGGGUUUCUUGGAUACCUUGAAAGAUUAAGAUAGUAAACCAUGUUCUUUGUUUUAUGUUCUUUUAGAUUUUCAGUCAUCUUAUGAGUUAAAAGAUCUCUCCUCCCCUAUUUUCGCUGUUCUUUUUCCUCCCUAUGUUGUUUCUCAUUCUUGUAGUCUAUGGUUAGAUGAUGGGAGAGAUUGACAAACCAACUGUAACAAUAUGCGGCGCUGUUGUCUGAUUAACUAACAUUUUCUGUGUUUUAGGUGGUUCUGGACCCUCUUGAUAAUUUUAAUUUAAGAUAUCAUAGUUUUCUCAUUGAA
Solanum dulcamara is the source of this 1703-nucleotide messenger RNA. RefSeq names its product probable protein phosphatase 2C 22. The record is from RefSeq and is a predicted model, not a curated record. Gene Ontology annotation, biological process: protein dephosphorylation. Lineage: Eukaryota; Viridiplantae; Streptophyta; Magnoliopsida; Solanales; Solanaceae. The coding region runs from base 304 to 1431 and encodes 375 amino acids. The transcript has 4 exons. Gene Ontology annotation, molecular function: protein serine/threonine phosphatase activity; cation binding.